Camelus dromedarius (Arabian camel) is the source of this 1847-nucleotide messenger RNA. RefSeq lists its product as uncharacterized. Lineage: Eukaryota; Metazoa; Chordata; Mammalia; Artiodactyla; Camelidae. The transcript is spliced from 6 exons. The record is from RefSeq and is a predicted model, not a curated record. The coding region runs from base 130 to 1674 and encodes 514 amino acids.
UGGCGCCAGUGGUGCCUGACGCCGCCUCAGAAGGCCACCUGCCUCAGCCUCCGUGACCACGGUUGUGAGCGCGACCGGGACCCGGGCGAUCAGUUGACGCCCCUGAAGCGAGGCCGCCCCGGUCGCGACAUGAGCUCCCCGGAUAAGGUGUCUGUUUCGGAAGCGGGUUUCGGCCCAGAGGGCGGCGAGCGGGACGGCGUCCGCCAGGCCGGCCGCAGAGCCCAGGGGCGACCCGCCCCCGGCCCCAACCCCAGGGCGCCGCGGAUCGGCCAGGGCGAGGGCAGGGGCGGCUUCGCGGCCCCCAAGGGCUUCGAGUCCGAGCGGGUGGUGCUGGAAGCAGGAGGGCCGGUGCUCUGGGGCCGCGAAGGCCGACCCGGCUCCUCAGCGGACGACAAGGGGGACGCCCGGGACCUGGCCGACGAGUCUGCGGCCGCCAUCCUGCAGCAGCUGACCGACCGGGACGUGCUGGGCGUCCGCAGAUACCCGUCCCGGGUGAGCUCAGCCGCCAGAGAGUCCCGCCUGUGGGCCGGGCCCAAGGCGGCUCCCGGCGGUCGAGGCGCGGCCGCCCAGAGCUGUGGAGAAGCGCAGCCGGCUGUGGCCGGCCCUCUCCCGCCUGAUGGGGCUGAGGGGGGCCGGACCUGGGGGACGCCUAAGAGAGGCACGAAGAGCAGGAUGAAGGCGGCUGCCGAUCGGCCGCAGUCCUUCAUGGAAGGCCUGGUGGGGCCGCCUUCAGACACCGAGUCGUCAGAUGAGUUCAGUGAGCUCCAGCCGAUUAGAGUGAGCAUUUGCCUCAAAGAAGGAGGCCAGGUCAAACCCCGCAGCUCUAAGGAUCCGAGGGACACAGCCAGACACUCGACUUUCCAAGUCAGGGAGAAUUUCCUGCCCUCCGCUCCCCAGGGACUCACUUCGGUUGUGGAAAGGCAGGACGCUGGGGAGCUGGAAAUGUCUUCCCCUAAGAAAAUGCAAAGCAUGCUCUGGGGGAAGGCAGGGAACAGGCCCUACCCCGGACAUGCUGCUGCUGUGAGCAGCCUGCCCCAGGCCACUCCUAGGAGGAAGGGGGCCAAGGAGAAGAAAUCCUUCCAGGGUGCCUCCAACCUGCCCCUGGGGAGAAAUUUCCCUCCCUGGGGGCAGCAAGUCUCGGCAGCUCCCCUGGAACCGGCCACCUUCCCCCCAAUCUCUGGUAUUCCGCUGCUUGGGAGGUCCAAGAGGUAUUCCUCGGUCCCUUCGAGAACCAAACAGUCCAAGCACAGCGGCACUGGCAAGAAAUCCGUGGCCAGGAGGGCAAGGGUGUCCGAACCUGCGGUGGCAGGAGAAGACAAGGACCCAAAUAGAGACCCAGUCGCAAAGGGCCAACUUCCAACACACAGGCGAGGGCGAUCUUUUUCGUGCGGACAUCGUGGGGCAUCCAGCAGUGGUAACCUCAAUACCAGAGCCUCCCAGGAUUCAGGACGCUUAGAGCCCCUGGCCCGGAACCAGGGAGACGACAUGCCCAGAGGGCCUGCACCCCCAGGUGACCAGGAACCACUCGACCAGCCCCCAAGACCAGAAAGGCAGCAGCAGGCACCAGGAGCGCAGGGCUGUCCUCGGUGUCCCGUGCUGCAGAGAGAAAUAGACAGCCUCAAGGAGCAACUCGCGGCCAUGGAGAACCUGGCUUACAAGUUCCAGAUCCUGUGAAGUUGAGCCCAGCAUCUUCAUGCAAGAGGAGCCGCUGAUACCUCUGGGGCCCGGGAGCUGUGGCCAAGCUCGUUCCCUCCUGCUCUACCUCAGCCAGGGCCUCCUCCUCUCUCUUGUUUGCUCCCGCCCCACCCGUUUCACAGCAGUUUCCAAUUAAAGUACCUCUCACGGUC